Molecule: messenger RNA, 213 nt
Organism: Colletotrichum abscissum
Lineage: Eukaryota; Fungi; Ascomycota; Sordariomycetes; Glomerellales; Glomerellaceae
Product: translocase SEC61 complex gamma subunit
Exons: 2
Coding region: 1-213 (70 amino acids)
Biological process (GO): protein targeting; post-translational protein targeting to membrane, translocation
Cellular component (GO): membrane; Ssh1 translocon complex
Molecular function (GO): transmembrane protein transporter activity
Source: RefSeq, a predicted model, not a curated record
AUGGCCGACCAAGUCAAGGAGAUCCUCGAGGUUCCCUCCGAGUUCGCUCAGGAAGGUGUUCAGUUCAUGAGAAGGUGCACCAAGCCCGACAAGCUCGAGUUCCUGAAGCUCUGCCAGGCCGUCGGUGUCGGUUUCCUCAUCAUGGGUGCUGUCGGCUACAUCGUCAAGCUGAUUCACAUCCCCCUUAACAACAUCCUUGUCGGAGGCGCAUAA